This is a messenger RNA of Penicillium soppii, 1131 nucleotides long. RefSeq names its product Alpha/beta hydrolase fold-3. The record is from RefSeq and is a predicted model, not a curated record. Gene Ontology annotation, molecular function: hydrolase activity. NCBI's taxonomy places the organism in Eukaryota, Fungi, Ascomycota, Eurotiomycetes, Eurotiales, Aspergillaceae. The transcript has a single exon. Bases 1 to 1131 code for a protein of 376 amino acids.
AUGGUAUCAUCUAUUAUAUCGGCGCCUUUCGUGCCACUACUCUAUAUACGCCGCGAGUUUCGUCAGGACCGAGACUGGUCAUAUCGUCAAGCAUUAACAGGUGCCUUGAUGAAAGCCUGUUUAAGUGUAUACGUAGCUUUGCGCUUGAAGCCAAAGUCAUCGCUGUCGCUCAAACCAUGCUGGGAAGGAGACCUCUUCGUUACAAUAGAACCUGCCCCGACAGAUCUAUACACAGGCAUCACAGUGCACGACAAAAUCCAUCCAGAAACCAUAGCUGGCACCUGGUUCCCAUCGCUUUACCAAUACAACACAACAACCAACCAAGACAAGCACGUCAUCCUUCACUUCCACGGCGGAUCCUACAUCAUCGGCGAUGGCCGCACAUCGUCCUCCAAACACCUCGCGAACAGCCUCCUAGAAAACACCCCGACAAGCCACAUCUUUAGUCUCCAAUACCGUCUCGCCAGAAACCGCGCCACUCGCUUCCCAGCUCAGCUUCAAGACGCCAUCGCUGCGUACUCGUACCUCAUACACACACUGCACUUCCCAACCAAUCGCAUCGUCAUCAGUGGCGACAGCGCAGGUGGCCACCUAGCUCUCAGUCUCCUACGCUACAUAGCAGACUACGACGAUGAAACAGUCCUGCCCCCACCAACAUGCUGCUGGCUCUUCUCGCCGUGGUGCGAUGUCCCUGGUGCCCUCAAGCAGAGGCUUUGGGAUAAUAUCCCGAACACGCAGACGGAUUAUAUUCCGGCCUCAUUUGCGGCGUGGGGUGCGAAACAAAUUAUCGGGAAUAUUGAACUUAGUCGUGAAAAUGAGGGUUAUCUGGCGCCUAUAUGGCAUCCUUUUGUGUUGCCUUCGCCGAUACUCAUUGUUUCGGGUGGCAGGGAGGUUAUGUGUCAAGAGCAUGAUCGGCUGGCGAGGUAUUUGGGGAAAUUGCAGCAGAAUGAGGAGAGAGUUAAGUUCUUUGUGCAUGAGAUGUUGCCACAUGAUAUUUUGAUGGUGGCUUGGCUCAUGGGCUUUCAAAAGGAGGCUGACCAGUGUGCUUCUAAGGCUGGGAACUUUUUGUCUCAGGUGCUUGGUGCCUCGGAUGAUAGUGAAGUUCCUUGUGUGGCUUUUGAGCGUCAAUGA